Molecule: messenger RNA, 1896 nt
Organism: Funneliformis caledonium
Lineage: Eukaryota; Fungi; Glomeromycota; Glomeromycetes; Glomerales; Glomeraceae
Source: the annotation of a GenBank genome assembly
AUGUCAUCAAAAGAGUGUAUUACAUGUGGACAAAACAAAUCGUCGUGGAAUUGGUGCUUCGAAUGCGAACAUCAAAGGUUUCGAGACAACUUUUUCAAUUGGACGAGCGAGAAUAAGUUGAUCGAUGAUUUAAUUAAAGAAAUACAACUUUUAUCGCGUUAUCCCAAGGAGUAUAUCGAGUGGAUCCCCUUUUCAGAUUUUGAAUUAAUAAAAUAUCAUGGUAAGGGUAGACAUAGUACCGUGUAUACCGCAACGUGGCUUCGCGGCCCUUUAUAUAAUUAUGACGUUUUAAGCGAUGAUAACACGAGAUCCGGUCCUCAAUUGAUUGCCUUGAAGUCUCUCGAUAAUUCAAGAAAUAUUACUCCACAGUAUUGUCGCUUGUUGAAAGAAUUUGUUCGUCAGACGUUUGAAGAAGCUGAUGAUAAUUUCGAAUGGUGUUAUGGAAUAACUCAAGAUCCGGUGUAUAAGGAUUAUAUGUUGGUGAUGUCUUUCGCGGAGGAAGGGAAUCUUUAUGAUCACAUUAAGAGUUCAACCAUCAUCACUAUAGAUUGGAUGAAGGUAAUUGAAGAUUGUUUUGACCUAGCAAAGAUGCUGAAUGGGUUACACGACAGAAAUUUGGUCCAUGGGAACCUUCAUGGGGGGAAUGUAUUGGCCAACGUUGAAGGAUUCACGAUUACGGAUAUUGAUAGUGUUAAAGAUCGUCCCACGUCCGAAGAUUUAAUUAAAUCAUUCGCCGAAUGGAAAUAUGCGUUGAAUAAUUUCGAUUAUAUUGAUGAUGAAUAUCCAGAGCAUAAAAUUAUUACUCAAAUCGAAGAGUUUGAGCACGUUUAUGUGGAUAACGACAUCAUUAGGGAGCACAACAUACACGAAAAGGCGGUUUAUACGAGUCAACUUAUCGACUUUUGUUCGUUACGUCAGCCUUAUCAGCAGAACGAAUCUCCUAUUGACAAGUUACUCAAAAGUCAUCUUAAUGUAAUACCGUAUGAACAAUUUGACCAAAUCAAGCUGAUCUCGCAAGGAGGAUAUAGUUCAAUGUAUUCAGCAAUUUGGACGAAAGAAAUCAAAGUCGCGUUGAAAAUGUUUCGCGAUUCUUCCGAUGUGAAUUAUGAAUUCCUCUCCUCAUUACAUUCAUGUUUGAACUUACGACAUUAUGAAAAAGGACCGCAAUAUUAUGGGAUAACAAAAGAUCCGAUAACGCACAAUUAUAUGAUCGUAAUGCAAUACUUUGACGUAGAUUUAUACAAUCAAUCCUUUUUGGAUUGGAGGGGGAAAAUUCUUUCCCUGUUGAAGAUAUCGUUAAAGUUAAAAGAAAUUCACGACCUUGGAUUAGUUCAUAAAAACCUUCACGGAGGAAAUGUAUUCACGAUUGAUGAUGAUAACAAAUAUGAAUGGUUUAUAACGGACACGGGGAUAACUAAAUCAACAUAUUGUCAAUUGUACGGAGUGCUUCCAUUUAUGGCACCAGAAGUAUUACAGUAUAAUAAGUACACACAAUCUUCGGAUAUUUAUAGCCUGUCGAUGAUAAUGUAUGUUGUCUUGACAGGUUUUAAACCAUUUCACACUAAAAUUCAUGAUAGUGAUUUGGUCAAGAAAGUUGUCAUUAAACACAGGAGACCAAAAUUUUACUUUCCUGAAGAAGAUAUUCCAAACGAUUAUUUAAACCUUUUAAAGAAAUGUUGGUCUUAUUCACCUUCCCUUAGACCAGAUAUUAAUCAAAUCAUAGAUCUCCUUCAGGAUUGGCUUACCCAAUUAGAUCAUAGGUCUUCCACGAGAAUUACUCAACAAUUCUCAAAAUGUGAGACAUCUGGGCGUGCAAAUCCACUCGAUAUUUAUUACCUUGAUGAGGAUAGUUAUUAUAGCAAAGAUUUGACUAAUUGUCAACUUAACUUUUUAUAA